UGCGCACCAGGGAGGAGCCGCAGAGAACGCCGGGAGCAGUUCUCCUUGUGCCAUGUGUGAGAGAGUCCCCAGGACACCUGCCUAUGAAUGAAAUUGCUGGAUUGAAAGGAAUUUCUUCACAUGGCUUCUGAAGAUGUGACCAUUACGGUUCGCCUCAUUCGUUCAUUUCAACAUCGCAAUUUCAGACCUGUAGUAUAUUAUGGAGUUCAUUUGGACCAAACUGUAAAGGAAUUUAUAGUAUUUCUAAAGCAAGAUAAACUAAAGAUUGUUCAUCAAGCACAUAAAUCAAAGACAAAUGAACUUGUGUUGAGUUUGGAAGAUGAUGACAGACUCCUGUUAAAAGAAGACAGCACCCUGAAAGCCACUGGAAUCGCCAAUGAAACUGAAAUUGCAUUCUUCUGUGAAGAGGACUAUAAGAACUACAAAGCUAAUCCCCUUUCAUCCUGGUGAAAACUUCACAGGGCUUCCUUUUUGCAUACUUGUAUUAAGCUCUUUAUUCCACUAGUGAGUUUUUUAAAUUGACAAAUAAACUUU
Molecule: messenger RNA, 534 nt
Organism: Kogia breviceps (pygmy sperm whale)
Lineage: Eukaryota; Metazoa; Chordata; Mammalia; Artiodactyla; Physeteridae
Source: RefSeq, a predicted model, not a curated record